Messenger RNA from Armigeres subalbatus, 2607 nucleotides. RefSeq names its product probable Dol-P-Man:Man(7)GlcNAc(2)-PP-Dol alpha-1,6-mannosyltransferase (gene Alg12). The record is from RefSeq and is a predicted model, not a curated record. Bases 400 to 2508 code for a protein of 702 amino acids. NCBI's taxonomy places the organism in Eukaryota, Metazoa, Arthropoda, Insecta, Diptera, Culicidae. The transcript is spliced from 7 exons. Gene Ontology annotation, biological process: protein N-linked glycosylation. Gene Ontology annotation, molecular function: alpha-1,6-mannosyltransferase activity. Gene Ontology annotation, cellular component: endoplasmic reticulum membrane.
CUCUGCCGGUCGUCAGUCGUUUACUACUAGCUUGCUGCUGCUAAGAAAAUCUACUACGUGUAUGGUAGUAGCCCAAUCGGCUGAUAUUUUAGUUCAUUUUUGGUUAUUUUUAUCCGGUCGGCCAGUUUUUUUUUCGUUCUUAAAUUACGUUUGUUUCGUUCUGAGGGAGGUUGUCGUUGUAAUUAUAUGCCUUUUGUUUGGUUCUAUCGUUUCCGAUUAUUCAUAGCCAGUCAGUUGAUCGAGAAAGAGAGAGGCUUGGCUUCAAUGGCGUAAUCCGGUGACGUCGGAACACCCUCCGAAAAUAGUUUGCGAAAGAGGAUAAAGGAUCUCCGAUCUAGCGCAGGUAAAGAGAUUUUCUUCUGUCGUCAACGGAACCAGGAAGCGAAAAAUAACACAUCAAUGGCCUUGCUGGUAUUCUUGAUUGCAGCUGCCCACUGUGUCUACACGCCGUUCACAAAAGUCGAGGAGAGCUUCAAUCUUCAGGCGAUUCAUGACUUGCUUUACCAUCGGCUGAACCUGACCCAAUAUGAUCAUCACGAAUUCCCCGGAGUGGUUCCCAGAUCCUUCCUGGGGCCGCUUUUCGUCACGUUCUUGGUGACACCGAUCGCCACAGCGCUCGAAUUCUUCGAAAUUAACAAAUUCUGGAUGCAGUAUGUCGUUCGCUUCGCGCUGGCAGGAACAGUGAUUUUCGCGUGGAAUAAGCUUCGCGUCACAAUACACAAACAGCUCGGCGUUUCUGUGUCCCUGUGGUACAUUCUCAUCACCAUCACGCAGUUUCACUUCAUGUUCUACAUGAGCCGUCCCUUGCCGAACAUCAUGGCACUGCCGCUGGUGCUUUUGGCGGUAAACUACUGGAUGACACGAAGUGUCAAACUUUUCAUCGUAUGCUCCGGAGCCGCCAUUAUCAUUUUCCGGGCGGAAUUGACCAUGCUUUUGGGAUUGUAUCUUCUGUAUGAUCUGUACUACAAACGAGUGCACUUGGAUGUGGUGCUAAAAACUGUCAUCCCAGCAGGCGUGCUGCUAAUCGUUUUAACCGUACUGGUUGACAGUUUCUUCUGGCGCCGCCUACUGUGGCCCGAAGCCGAAGUGUUCUGGUUCAACACCGUGCUGAACAAAAGCUCCGACUGGGGUACCUCGCCUUUUUUGUGGUACAUCUAUUCGGCGCUGCCCCGUGCCAUGGGCCUAUCGUUGCUGUUCGUCCCCUUCGGACUGGUGCUGGAGAGCCGGAUCCGUAGGCUAGUCAUUCCGGCGGUGGUGUUUGUGCUGCUGUUUUCGAUGCUGCCCCACAAGGAGCUACGCUUCAUCAUCUACGUGUUUCCGCUGCUGAACGUGGCCGCCGCAUGCGCGUGCAAUCGGAUAUGGAUUAAUCGAAAAAAGACAAUCAUCAACAAGUUCCUAUCAUUCGUCGCCAUUGGCCAUUUAUUCGGAAAUGCUUUUCUUACAAUGUUUCUCCUAUUAGUUGCGGGAACCAACUAUCCUGGAGGAGUCGCGAUCUCAAGAUUCCAUCGACUGGCAGCCGGAGAAACGAACAUUACCGUCCACAUAGAUAAUAUGGCCGCUCAGAGCGGCGUCUCCAGGUUCUCUCAAAUCAAUCCGGAUUGGGUAUACAGCAAAGAAGAGGACCUCUUUCCGGGUGAGCAGCGGCUGCACAGCUUCGACUACCUGCUGACAGAAGCGCGCGAUAAAUACUCGGACGAGAUGCGUCUCCUGGGACAAACUCACGAAAUUCUGGAGUUUGUCGAGUGUUUCAACAGCAUCGGGCUGCAGUACAAGUCGCUACUUCCGGUCAAGAUCAAAACCAAACCAUGCAUUUUCAUCAUGAAGCGACGCCAGUCGCUGGAACCCGGCAAGAUCCGGCUGAACUUUGAUGACAUAAUGGAAACGAGUAACCUCGGUGGGAGCGGAUCGCUGAGCGAUCCGGAGUUUCCACCUUUUGAAGUCGAUGGACGAGAGGAAGAAGAUGAUGAGGAUGAGGAUGAAGUUCUGCAAGAUGACGAGGAUGAUAAGCACGAAGCGGAUAAUGCAGAGGAAGAAAAACAAUUCGAGGACGAUGACCAACCAGAGGACGACUUGGAGGAACUGAAGGAAUCUGUUGAACAGGAAGAACCUCAGCGAUAUCAAAAAGCGACCCGCAAUCGGCGUAGCACGAAAGACUCAACUCUCAAACCGAUGCAACGGGUGAGGAAAUCGACUUCCAAGAGUCGGAUAAAGAUCAAGGAAAUUCUCGAGGAGAACGCCCACCUGCUGACGGAGGAUGACGAGAGCGAAACACGUGAGCAGAAGCGUGCCAAGGUGGCGUCCUAUCUGCAGAAGGCGUCCUCAUCGACGCAGCUCAAAACGGCUCAGAAGAUCAUCCGCGAGGAGAAGCUGAAACAGAUGGCCAACGAGCUGAGCAAAUUGGACUUCAGUGGACUGUGCAACUUGGAUCGGAUGUCGACGCGGGAGUGUUUGAGGCAAAUCAUCGACGAGCAGUACGGUUUGGGGGAUGGGGAGGAUGAAGAAGAAUAAAAGAUUAAAUUGGGUAAAAAUUGGGUCCACCGAAUAGAGCUUUAAAGACAAAAUGUGAAAUGAUUAGACGAGAAAAAAAAGCGAUGACAUUUUUAGAAA